AAGAAGCGCGAAAAGUCAAGUUUGAUUUAAAAUCUUGCAAAUUCAACUAUAACAUUCAGAUAAGUUUUCUCUAAUUUGGUAAACCAAUGGGCGAUUUAAUAAAUCACUUCGACGUAUUCAAAAAAUUGGGCUUUGAUUGUGCCAAUCAAUGGAUACUGUAUGAUGAUCGGUUCCAAAAGUUCUUUAAUUUUUUCACGGAAAAUAUCGCAGAUGUAAACAUAUUAACUGAACGCGAAGUUUUAGAGUUUGAUGAGCUACAACAAAGGGACGAAUUGCUGGAAGCCGGCGAACGUACUACAAAACUGGAAGAACUAGAAAACUCAAAUCCUGGACUCCUACAAUACACAGAAGAUCAAGUAAAGAAUUUGACGGAUGAGUUGCGGUUGCUAGAACAGACCGAGGACAACUAUGCAACGCUCGUUGAGGAUAUGAGAUGCACCAAGAUCAAAAUAAAUUCUGAACUAGGAGAUUUGGAAAAUGAAAUUAGCGUACUGGUCAACAGAGAAAAUGAACUACUAACAGAAUGUCAGAAGAAAACACGGCAGCUGGAAGAAGCACAACGUGAAAACUAUAAGCUGUCGAAUGAAGCUACCCGAUGUUUUAGCAAAAUUCAAUCGCCGCCCUUAUUCAUACAUCAACUGCCUAUAGACCAGUACUUGCUUAAAUGUGAUACUUUCUUGCAAUAUUUCACUUUAUAUAUGAAGGAAAACUUUAAAAUUCAAGAUUAUGCUGAAUUGGAUAAUACCACUGUCGACCAUUCCGAAUUCUCUGACAAACUUCAGUCUUUGGCUAAGUCCAUGGAGUACUACACUCUUGAAUACAUUAAAGAAAAGGCUAAGGCCAAAGCAACGCAAUCGUUAAUUGAUCUCCUAGAUCUCUCACAAAUACAUGUAAUCAGCCUGGCUGACAUGGAUCAUGAGACUCGUGAACUGGAAAUGAUGAAUGAUCAUCACUUAAAAAUAGCAAAUGAAACUCUACUGAACGAUCUCACUUUACAUGUGCGGCAUCACACUCAACAGCGAAUGGAAUUGAUACUGUAUGAAAAUACGAAAUUAAAAUUGGAGCGUGCAUUAAAGCGCCACGAGACCGACAAGCGAUUAUCUAAAAUGAUUUCGGAUGCUUUAUCUAAUGCUGAACUUGUUUGGAUCGCAAUACAAUUAGAUUUAGAACGUAAACGAAAUCGUUUUAUUAAUACUGAUCAAUUAAGUAGCGAAACAGAAUCUUGCUGCAGACGCAUUAAAUUUAUGCGUUCCAUUCAAUAUAAUAAUAUGCCGCUUAUGGUACAAGGUGGAGGAAUUACCAGUACAUCUGCUGCCUCACUACUGGACUCUAUUGCUGAGCAGUUAACACGACAUUUAGGACAGAAAGUUCGCAGUGAGGCGAAGUCAUGUCUCUAUGAAUUUGAGAAAUUCCUUCGGUUAUUGUCGUAUGCAAAGAAUGGCAUGAUCAGUUGCAAAGCGUACACACACGCUUUGACGCAAAUGGACGAAUUGGAACGCAUUGAACGGCUACUACGCCCAAUGGUAUAUGAUAGUCCAGUGGAGGUGCCGAUGUUUGAGCAUGUACGUUUUUUAAUGCCUAUUUAUAAUGCAAAAACCAAUCAGGAGCGCAUAGACAAAACACUACGGUAUUUGCGUACACAAUUUCAAGAAAACAUUACCGAAAGAAUUGAGAAAGAUAAGCUUUGGCGCUACAGUCAGUUGUUAUGGAUGUGGUUUUUAACAGAACCUCGGCGAAUGAUAAUGGCCAUUGAAGAGGCGAAGAAAGCUGCAUCUAAGGUGCCAACUAUAGCUGGUAUGAAGUCUCUAAGUGGCAUAAAACGUAAAUAAUUAAAAAACUUGAGAUAUAUUAAAAGAAAAAAUUAGCACAUUAGAUUAGGUUAAGCGGUGAAUGUAUUAAAAAGCCACUGAGAUAUGAGCCGUUGAGUGCACACAUCGACUAACUCCACUUUUUGAAAAAUCUUACAUUUAAGUGUCAAAGCACUUGGUAUAGUCAUAACUUAUUAAGUUUAUAAUAACUUCAUGUAACAAAUAGUACAUGAUAUUUAUAACAACAUUUUUUAUUUGAUUAUAUAAUAUAAACGGAAUUUUAAAAAUUAAUUACAUUAUUUGAUCGCAUCUCCUAACCUUUUGUUGAUGAAGUUAAUCUAUGUGUGCACUGAACGGCUAAUAUCUCUGUCUGCAUUUUUUUCUUUGCUUGAAAUUGAA
Molecule: messenger RNA, 2207 nt
Organism: Rhagoletis zephyria (snowberry fruit fly)
Lineage: Eukaryota; Metazoa; Arthropoda; Insecta; Diptera; Tephritidae
Gene: dgt3
Product: dim gamma-tubulin 3
Source: RefSeq, a predicted model, not a curated record